This is a messenger RNA of Striga hermonthica, 1865 nucleotides long. Lineage: Eukaryota; Viridiplantae; Streptophyta; Magnoliopsida; Lamiales; Orobanchaceae. The record is from the annotation of a GenBank genome assembly.
UAUGAAUACUCGCCACCGUAAUCGUCAGCCAUCCCCAUCUCCUUCUCCUCCUCGUCGUCAGCGUCAGGCCCCUCCGGCCAUGGACCUCACUCAGCUGAUCGUUCAGUUUCAGCGCAUGAAUGCGCCUACUUUCUCGGGGACGGAGAACCCCGCAGCUGUGCUUGAGUGGAUGAAGGAGCUGGAUAAAAUCAUUGUUGUGCUUCCCCUUCCCGACCGUCAGCGCGUGUCUCUUGCGGCGUAUCAGAUGAAGGAAGACACCUCAGACUGGUGGAUUGACCUUUGGGCUCGGAGACCCGAGGCGGAGCUUCAUGCUCUCACUUGGGAGCAAAUGAAAGUGAUGGUGCGUAGUAAGUUCCUCCCUCAGAGCUUUUGGGACAGAAUGGAGCACGAAUUCUAUCACUUGCAGCAGGGCAGUUCCUCGGUGGAUGAGUACAUCCGCACUUUCACCCGUAUGUGCCUUUUUGCGGGUGAUGCGGUGAACACUGAUGCUAAGAAGGCCCGGAAGUUCCUCAAGGGUCUCAACCAGAGGAUCCGCGAGCUAGUGGGAAGUCAUGGACCGAUGUCCUAUGCUGAUACUGUGAGCCGAGCCCAGGAGGUGGAGAGCUGUCUCAUCCCAGUUGUUUCUAUUUCAUCUUAUCCUCCUGCCUCUCAGCCGUCUCAGACUGUGGUCCAGUAUGCUCAGCUUAUUUCCUUGGCACCGCCCGGCUCUAGUUCGGGUAAGAGGAAGGCAGAUUCCCACCGGGAUAACCGGAAGGGAAAGCGAGGAGGACCAGAUCGGCGCAAUCAUCCCUCUUCUGGCAACCGCACCUGCAAGAAAUGUGGCAAGUACCAUAGUGGCGAGUGCUUAGCCGACCAGCGAGCCUGUUUCAACUGCAACCGUCCAGGCCAUUAUGCCAGUGUUUGUCCGGAGCCCAAGAAGCAGCAGCAAGCUGGGGGUCAGGCCCGUGUCUAUACUCUCACCCAUGAUGAGGCUGCUCGUAAUGCAGGUACCAUGUCCGGAAUGCUUUCUAUAUCCCACGUGCCUGUUUUUGCUUUGUGUGAUACCGGUGCUACCCAUUCUUUUAUCUCGUCUCGUUGUCUGGAGGCCUUAUCUAUUAGCACCGUGCAUGCUUGUGAUCCUCUCGAGGUUAGUUUAGCCUCGGGAAAAAUUAUUAUUUCGGAUUCGGUGGUUCGCGGUCUCCCCAUUUGUAUUGGUGGUCGAAUUUUGGAGGCUGACGUGUAUGUUAUUGAUAUGCGAGACUUCGACGUGAUCUUGGGCAUGGACUGGCUCACCCGUUAUCGAGCCGACAUCCGGUGCCAGGAGCGCGAAGUCACCCUUUAUCCCGUUUCUGAUCAGCCCGUUGUGUUCUUUGGGGUGAGUUCGAGGACUGUGCCUCGGGUCAUCUCUUCUAUGCAAGCUAGGAAGUGCCUUUCCAGGGGUAGCUGUCAAGGCUACCUUGUUUCUAUGGUAUCCGACGUCGUUGAUGAGCGGGUGCCCGAGCGAGUAUCCAUUGUCUGCGAGUAUCUCGACGUUUUUCCUGAUGACUUGCCCGGAGGACCGCCAGACCGACAUGUGGAGUUCACCAUUGACCUGAUUCCCGGAGCCGGCCCCGUUUCUAAGGCCCCUUAUCGUAUGGCGCCGAAAAAGCUUCAAGAGCUCAAGGCCCAGAUUCAGGAGUUGCUCAAGCUCGGUUUCAUUCGUCCGAGUGUUUCGCCGUGGGGUGCGCCCGUCCUAUUCGUGAAGAAGAAAGACGGAUCUAUGCGUAUGUGUAUUGACUAUUGGGAGUUGAACGCCCUUACAGUCAAGAACAAGUACCCCCUUCCCCGUAUUGAGGACCUUUUUGAUCAGCUGAGAGGAGCCAGCGUCUUCUCGAAGAUUGAUUUGC